CAGCAGUGUCAGCUGAUGACAUAUGCCACGAAUGUCCGAAGGGCGAUCGCGGAUAUAUUGUAUGAUUCCGACCGAAUUCCGACCAUUCCGAUUUCUUCCGUGCUCAUGAGCGGUGUACAUACCCGGUUCAACACGCGGCUCCUUUCGAUAAGCCGUUUUUUAAUUAUUUUAUUUUCUUUACACGCGCGCGUCCGGUGUUUACUGCUCAUCAUUUUAGACGAAAAUACGCGUGAUUAAUAUAGACGCGAUAUUCAACAAGUUUAAUUAAUUUAGUCAAAAUGAGCAGCCAAAAGACAGUACCGAACGGUGUAAAAUUCCUCAUUGGUGGGACUUCUGGCAUGGCAGCAACAUGUUUUGUACAACCAUUGGAUUUAAUAAAGAAUCGUAUGCAGUUAAGCGGCACAAAAACGUCGACGUUAAGCGUUACCUCGGGCAUUCUGAAAAAUGAAGGUGUUUUGGCAUUAUACUCCGGCUUAUCCGCUGGUUUAAUGCGACAGGCCACUUAUACUACUACUAGGCUUGGUAUAUAUACUUGGCUUAUGGAAGUUUCUUCAAAAGACAACGAGCAGCCAAGUUUUGUUGUAAAAGCACUACUUGGUAUGGUAGCUGGGUGUGUCGGAGCAUUUGUAGGUACACCAGCGGAAGUAGCUUUAAUUAGGAUGACUGCGGAUGGAAGAUCACCUAUCGCUGAGAGGCGUAAUUACAAAAAUGUAUUUGAUGCGUUAUUCCGUAUAAUUAGAGAGGAAGGUCUCUUUACGUUAUGGCGUGGCGCCAUUCCCACUAUGGGACGAGCUAUGGUUGUAAACGCAGCACAGUUGGCAUCGUACUCUCAGGCCAAACAAACAUUGCUAGACACAGGAUAUUUUGAGGAAAAUAUUUUAUUACACUUUGCAAGCUCUAUGAUUUCUGGUUUAGUCACUACUGCUGCCUCCAUGCCUGUAGAUAUAGCUAAAACAAGAAUCCAAAACAUGAAAACGAUAAACGGCAAACCAGAGUUUACAGGCGCAAUUGAUGUUCUGACCAAGGUUGUGAGAAACGAAGGAUUGUUUGCAUUGUGGAAAGGAUUCUUCCCAUACUAUGCACGUCUAGGGCCUCAUACAGUCCUGACAUUCAUUUUCCUCGAACAAAUGACCGCUGCUUAUAAAACACACUUGGCAUAGUUGUAACUGUGUGCGCUUGCGGAGAGUUGUUAUUAAUGGUUUAAAUUAAGAUUCAGACAGAGUCUUUGUUUUCUCUUUGCUUUAUCAUGUCAUUGUGUCUUCAGAAACAUUAUUUUUGUAAUAAACUCAUUUUGUAAUAUAUAUUUACUGUUAGAUAUUACGCACAUAAUUUGCAAUAUCAUUUUAUAUAAAACGUAUAUAAAAUUCACAAUUUAUAAUAAAGAUUAUUUAGAGCA
Molecule: messenger RNA, 1396 nt
Organism: Temnothorax curvispinosus
Lineage: Eukaryota; Metazoa; Arthropoda; Insecta; Hymenoptera; Formicidae
Product: mitochondrial 2-oxoglutarate/malate carrier protein-like
Exons: 6
Coding region: 279-1160 (293 amino acids)
Biological process (GO): malate transmembrane transport; oxaloacetate transport; thiosulfate transport
Molecular function (GO): sulfate transmembrane transporter activity; antiporter activity; malate transmembrane transporter activity
Source: RefSeq, a predicted model, not a curated record